AGAUGCCUCUGGAUGUUCAAUGAUAGCACUCCUCCAUACUGGAGCAGCAAAGUUUCCCCAAAACUUACUUCCAAGGGCAAGACAAGCUGUGCGCUCCCUCCUCCGGGCUGGUGUUCUCAGAGGGUACAGCUCCAUCGUAAGCAGGAAACUGGCGUCCCACGGCUUUGGAGCUUCCAUGGCAGCAAUGUCAUCCUUCCCUCCACAGAGAUAUCACUACUUCUUAGUGCUGGAUUUUGAGGCUACGUGUGAUAAACCACAGAUUCAUCCUCAGGAAAUCAUCGAAUUCCCUAUCCUGAAGCUGAAUGGCAGGACGAUGGAGAUCGAAUCCACCUUUCACAUGUAUGUUCAGCCUGUGGUGCAUCCCCAGCUUACGCCCUUCUGUACAGAGCUGACUGGGAUUAUUCAAGGCAUGGUGGAUGGGCAGCCAAGCCUCCAGCAAGUGCUUGAGAGGGUUGACGAGUGGAUGGCGAAGGAAGGCCUCUUAGAUCCCAGCGUCAAGUCGAUUUUUGUGACCUGUGGAGACUGGGAUUUGAAAGUGAUGUUACCAGGACAAUGCCAGUACUUAGGGCUGCCGGUUGCUGAUUACUUCAAACAGUGGAUUAAUCUGAAAAAGAUGAAUAUACAGGUCUCACUCAUGGCUGAUGGAUCAGCUCCACCUCCCUCACCUUUCUUUGAGCCAAGAUACUCUAGCAUUUCUGCACUGCACUCAAUAUACCUUAAAGCCACCAACUUCCAUUAAGCCACAUAGGAUGGAGUGUGGCUGAGGUGGUCUCUCUGCUGCAUGCAGUGGUUGGCAUCCCCAGCGGGUUUCAGUGACGUGGAGAUGAAACCUCAGCGUGCCGUUCUGCCAGCACUGCUCCUGCAUCCUGCAGAUGCAUUUUUAAACAAACUCUGGAUAUUUAGUGUACGGUCUUGUGCCAACUUCAGGAAAGCCUGCUCUCUGUGCUCUUCCAGUGUUGUAACCUCUGUCAGCCUGGCUCUGAUUGAUGGUAUUAAUAUUUUAGAGAUCAUUUAGGAUCUCCGCCUUGGCUGUGCCGCUCACUCAGGGAGGAGCUGUCCUGCGUGGAUGUCUGCAGCUGCCAGAGGAGCGCGCUUGCUGCCUGCCGGUGUGUUUUGGAGGAGGCAGGUCUGCAGGUUAGCAGGGCCACCAAGACUAAUGGGAGCACAAGGCCUUCAAAGAGCGAAUUGCUAGCCUUCAGCAUGUGCGAGCUGGCCCUUUCUGUAGAUGAGGGUCUUUCAGCCUCCCUGGAACACUCCCUUCUGUCCUUGCCUCUUGGCAAAGGGACCAACUUCCCUCUGGACGUUGUCCCACCGACUGCAUUUGGCCAAGGACCUUGCUGUGGAGGGGUGUCCCCAUGCCUCUGCUCAGCCCUUCCAGUUCCUGGAGCUGGCCUCAGCGGAGCUGGCAAACCCAAAAGAGCUCUGCAUCUCUCCUGUGUUUUGAGUCUCCCUUUGCCAUUGCACCAUGUAUGAUUUAGCCACAUGGAGUUGGUUCUGCUGCAGUCUUGUCUGUGGAGUCAGUCUUUAAGCUCAAGUUGCAGAAUUCACACAUGCCCUUGCGGCUCCCGGAUCCAUCCCUGGUGCUGAUCGGGAGGUGACUGACGUCCUUUGUCAGUGCUCUGCAGCGCACCAUCUCCAGCUGCGUCUCAGGAGCUGCA
This is a messenger RNA of Haliaeetus leucocephalus (bald eagle), 1658 nucleotides long. It is a transcript of the gene ERI3, whose product is annotated as ERI1 exoribonuclease family member 3. The coding region runs from base 20 to 739 and encodes 239 amino acids. Gene Ontology annotation, molecular function: 3'-5'-RNA exonuclease activity; nucleic acid binding. Lineage: Eukaryota; Metazoa; Chordata; Aves; Accipitriformes; Accipitridae. The transcript has 6 exons. Gene Ontology annotation, biological process: exonucleolytic trimming to generate mature 3'-end of 5.8S rRNA from tricistronic rRNA transcript (SSU-rRNA, 5.8S rRNA, LSU-rRNA). The record is from RefSeq and is a predicted model, not a curated record.